Molecule: messenger RNA, 474 nt
Organism: Scedosporium apiospermum
Lineage: Eukaryota; Fungi; Ascomycota; Sordariomycetes; Microascales; Microascaceae
Exons: 2
Coding region: 1-474 (157 amino acids)
Cellular component (GO): mitochondrion
Source: RefSeq, a predicted model, not a curated record
AUGGCAUCCAAAGAUGUUCCCACGGACGUCGACCGUCUACCCGUGCCCUCGCGGAAUCCCCUUCCCCUCUCGGCAACCCAGGAAGCUCAGGUCCGCGACAUCUACUACACACGUGUGAGAAAUCAUUGUGCUCCUGAGAUUAAAGCCUUUGCCGAAUGCGCCGCCGGCCGAACCCUCACAGUCUCCUUCGCCUGCCGGGAACCGCUCCACGCCAUGAACUCGUGCAUGAAAGCGCACGCCACACAAGCCGAGCAGGAUGCGGCGAGAGAAGAGUGGUUCGCCAUGCGUCUUGCCCGCCAACGUGAGAGGGAACGAAAGCAGCUCAAGAAGUCGGCGCAAGAGGACUUUAUGCGAGAAUGGUGGCGCAUGCCUGAGCGAGACGAGGAGUCGAGGCGGAAGCUGGCCGAGAAGCAGGCGCUGGAAGAGAGGGUUGGCGGAGCGCGGGCGAGUCACCCUUCCAAUGAAAGAAAAUGA